Messenger RNA from Nannizzia gypsea CBS 118893, 639 nucleotides. Its product is annotated as hsp70-like protein. The transcript has 2 exons. Lineage: Eukaryota; Fungi; Ascomycota; Eurotiomycetes; Onygenales; Arthrodermataceae. Bases 1 to 639 code for a protein of 212 amino acids. The record is from RefSeq and is a predicted model, not a curated record.
AUGGACCCCUCGUUGAACAGCCUCCUCAAAUGGAGUAUCGAAAACACUCCCGCAGCCGCAGCCAACGGCCAGACGAAUGGCACCGAACCAGCUGCCCCUAAACAACCCAUUGACGCAGAAGCCCUUCAGCGCCUGCUAGCAAAUACCCCCUCAGACGCAGAGCUCAUGAAAACCGCAAUGGCAGUCGUGCGGUCCUCUGAUACGACGUUGGAGAAUAAACUUAUCGCUUUUGACAAUUUCGAACAGCUGGUCGAGAACCUGGAUAAUGCGAAUAAUAUGGAUCCUCUGGGACUUUGGCCUCCACUAGUAGAAACGUUGAAGGACGAGGAGGCAGAGAUAAGGAAGAUGGCUGCGUGGUGUGUUGGAACUGCGGUACAGAAUAACGAGAAGUCACAGGAGAAGGCAUUGGAGGCAAAAGUUAUUCCCGAAUUAGUUCGAAUGGCCAGGGAGGACGGUGAUACCACCGUUCGACGCAAGGCCGUGUACGCGAUAUCCUCCUGUGUACGAAAUUACCAACCUGCCCUCGACCAGCUACGAGAAUACUUGCCUGCUGAAGUUGUGCGUGCUGAUGAGAAAAUCUACGCCGGUGACAUGGAUAAGAUAGACGCUAUUAUCGCCCAUUUAAAACAGGCGGCUUGA